AUGGUACAGAGAAAGCUAUCGUCAACCAUUGCCGAAGAGACGAACCAACCAUCGAAAAAACAACCCACAGCUCAGCGCAAACAAAAAGGGCUUCCAGCAACCACAGGCGAGAAUAUCGAAGUUUCUGCACCACAUCGUCAGGGAGCCCGCACAGGCGCUGGAGGCGGACGUAGCUCAAGACAGUCGGAAGAGGACGGGCAUGGGGAGACUGCAGAUUCAAGCACCGAUUACAACGCCAGUACUGAGGAUGUUGAGAGUGUCAAUGGAGUCGAGAGGGUUCGAAUGGAAGUUGAUACGCCCCGACGACUCGAAUCGAAUGUGUUAAUGUCUGAGCCCGGAUAUGGAGUUAGUAAUGGCGCCCCUAGAAUAAAGUCCCAUGCGAUUCACUCGACCCCCUUAAAGUCCGCAAGACCGUUGGACAGCAAUGAUGGCCCGGAUAUUCAGAAAAAUUUCGAUCGAUCAGCUCGCAGAAAAAGCACCAGAACGUUGAUAGAGCAGGCAGUGCUUGGCGCUACCAGUGACAACGACGAUGAAGAUGGGCAGGUUGCUCGGUACAUUUAUGAAUCUGAUGAAGAGGGGGAGGAUGAUGGCACAGAUGCCGAAGUAAUCGAUCAGUCGAUGGGUGCUAAUGAGGUUUCGGAAUCCCCUUCCAAACGAAAGAGUCAGGAGAAACAUGCUCAAAAUCGGCAAGCAUCACCGGACCCUACUUUGAGUGAUCUUUCGGCGCAUGAGAAAUACUUCUUUCAAAAUCGUGGUGGUCGAAUUAAGACGUCUGACAACAAUCUUUCUUCACUGGCGCUCCUUGAUCAUGAAGAGUAUUUCAACUUAGUGCGCAAGUAUGAAGAUCCGCAUGUGAGAGGUGUGAAGGCCGUGCAAGAGUUAUACGCAAGGUCCUUUCGUCAAUGGGACUUUGAGCUCUCCCAGCAAUUUAGUUUGUGUUUAUACGGCUGGGGAUCUAAGAAGUCGCUCCUCAUGAAGUUUGCCGAUCAUAUCUACAAAUCACGACCUGUGGGGAGUAGUUCCAAAAUUGUUGUUAUAAAUGGCUACGUGCAUAACUUGACAAUUAGAGAUGUUUUAAAUACUGUGGCAAGCGCUAUAGCCAACGCCAGCCAAAAGAUUGGAUCGCAGGCGGUGGAAAUGAUCGAUAGUGUGGUAGCGCUACUCGAGGAGAACCGUUCUCAACGUAUCACGUUGAUUGUUCAUUCUAUCGACAGAACAGCUCUCCGAAGGCCACUUGCACAUGCCAUACUUUCACGACUUGCUGCUCACCCACAGGUCCGGCUUGUAGCAUCCGCGGACCAUCCUUCAUUCCCACUGUUGUGGGACAGUUCUUUACGUGCUGCAUAUAAUUUUGUUUUCCAUGACUGCACAACAUUCGAGGCUUACAAUGUGGAGCUUGAUGUCGUAGAUGAAGUACACGAACUUCUAGGGAGAAGCGGUAGGAGGGUGGGUGGUAAAGAAGGAGUCAACUAUGUGCUGAAAAGUUUGCCCGAAAACGCUAAAAAUUUGUUUCGGAUCUUGAUAGGAGAGCAACUGGCCGUUAUGGAUGGCACCUAUGGAAAUAACGGCGGUGAACCACUGAACUAUGACGAUGUCAAUGAGCAUGAUUCAAGAUGUGUUCCAUCGAAUAAAACGGAUGCAGGCGUCGAGUAUCGAGUAUUGUAUCAAAAGGCUGUGGAGGAGUUCAUCUGUAGUAAUGAGAUGAACUUCCGCACCUUGCUGAAAGAAUUCCAUGACCACCAGAUGAUAGAGAGUAGAAAGGAUCCCUUGGGGGCGGAGAUGCUUUCUGUUCCAUUUAGAAAAGAGGAAUUAGCAAACAUGUUGGAGGACAUGAUGUCAUAA
Molecule: messenger RNA, 1842 nt
Organism: Glarea lozoyensis ATCC 20868
Lineage: Eukaryota; Fungi; Ascomycota; Leotiomycetes; Helotiales; Helotiaceae
Exons: 2
Coding region: 1-1842 (613 amino acids)
Biological process (GO): DNA replication
Cellular component (GO): nuclear origin of replication recognition complex; nucleus
Molecular function (GO): DNA replication origin binding
Source: RefSeq, a predicted model, not a curated record